Messenger RNA from Anoplophora glabripennis (Asian longhorned beetle), 1501 nucleotides. RefSeq names its product cleavage stimulation factor subunit 2 (gene CstF64). The record is from RefSeq and is a predicted model, not a curated record. Gene Ontology annotation, molecular function: mRNA binding. The coding region runs from base 85 to 1404 and encodes 439 amino acids. The transcript has 10 exons. Gene Ontology annotation, cellular component: mRNA cleavage and polyadenylation specificity factor complex. Gene Ontology annotation, biological process: mRNA 3'-end processing. NCBI's taxonomy places the organism in Eukaryota, Metazoa, Arthropoda, Insecta, Coleoptera, Cerambycidae.
UUCCGUCAAACGUAGCCGAAUUUUGUUUUGCAUAGCCGCUUUAUAUAUUUUUUAAAAUUUAAUAAACAACUGAAGAACGUAACAAUGGAUAAUUUAGAAGCAAAUAUCAUGGACAAGUCCAUGAGAUCUGUCUUUGUUGGAAAUAUCCCGUAUGAAGCCACUGAAGAAAAGCUCAAGGAUAUAUUUGGCGAAGUGGGCCAGGUCUUGUCUUUCAAGCUUGUGUUUGAUCGUGAAACUGGCAAACCGAAGGGAUACGGCUUCUGUGAGUAUCGUGAUCAAGAAACCGCCUUGAGUGCAAUGAGAAACUUGAACGGCUAUGAGAUUGGAGGCCGCAACUUAAGAGUGGACAAUGCUUGUACGGAGAAGUCUAGGAUGGAAAUGCAAAAUCUCUUAAAUCAGCCACCUGUGGAAAAUCCUUAUGGCGAGCCAAUUCAAGCCGAGAAGGCUCCCGAGGCUAUCAGUAAAGCUGUCGCUUCGCUGCCACCAGAACAGAUGUUCGAGCUUAUGAAGCAAAUGAAAACAACAAUUCAGAAUAAUCCGACGGAAGCUAGGCAAAUGCUACUGCAAAAUCCACAGUUAGCUUAUGCCCUUUUACAGGCACAGGUUGUUAUGAAAAUUAUUGAUCCCCAUACUGCCGCGACUUUGUUACAUCCCAUCAAUCAAGUACCAGCGACGUUGAUGCCAGGCGACAAGAAUGUUCCGGUUCAGGUGCCAAUUAACAGUCAAUUUACUCAGCCUCCGGCUCCAGUUCAGCCACCGAGGCAAGAAUUCCAGCCAGUGCCAGCACCCGUUAUGCAUCCCAACCCUCAGGCUCCAGUAUUCACAGCAGGACAAGACGUGGAUCUGCGUUCUCUGGGCGCAGCACCAGAUCCAAGAAUUGCCAGGAUGGGAGAUCAAGACAUGCGGCAGAUUCCGGGACCAUUGCAAAAUCCACUGCCGCCCCCAGUCGGUGAGACCAUUACCAAACAGUUGGACAUAAAAAUGGAUAGCUUUAUCAGGGAUCCUAGAGAGACUAGGGACCCGAGAGAUCUAAGGGACCCCAGGGCUAAUACUGCCGCCUUUCCGACUGACCCGAGACAGGUUGCAGGACGCGUUGAUCCAAGGCAGAAGAAUAUAGCUCCCCCUCAUCCACCGCAAAAUCAAAUACCACCGCAGCCCGUGAGACCCCCGGUGCAGCCUCCCGUGGUGCCCCCGCCCCAACCCGUUCAAGGACCUCCGAGACCCGCCCCGGCAACUUCCAGUCCCGGUAUUGGACCGGCUGGCGCUUCAGAUCAAGAAAAGGCUGCACUGAUAAUGCAAGUGUUGCAAUUAUCGGAUGAACAGAUAGCGAUGUUGCCUCCAGAGCAAAGGAAUAGUAUUCUCGUGCUCAAGGAGCAGAUCGCCAAGAGCGCACAUCGAACCUAGAGCGAGUGUAACAUAAUUUUUUUUUAUGAAUAAUAUGCUUUUGUGUUAGGUUGUAGUUUCUCAAUAAUGAAUAAAGUCAAUAAAAAUAUAGAUGUUU